AUGGACUUGUGCAGAUGUUGUCAUGCUGAAGGUUGUUUUCAAAGUUUAACGGAAUUAAUUAAUACCGUAACCUACGAAGAUAUGUUGAAGAUUUGCUUUGAUAUUAUGAUUUGCCAUGCACCUGAUAACAAUCGACAAUAUGCCAUAUGUAACCAAUGUAUACUGAAACUUCAAGAUGCAUAUUACUUCAAAAAACAAGUGAUAGAAAAUGAACAGAGAUUUUCCGAGUACAAAAAUGAUCUAGAUAUGUUUCCUGAAGUAAAACUCGAACCACCAAGCGAUACUGUACCAAUAGGGGACUCUGACGAUGAUAUAGAUUUAAGUACAUUAAAGAAGUUAAAAAGUAAAUCGGAUAAAAGGAUCAAAAAAGAAAAGCAUAAAAUUACAGAGAUAACAGGUUUGUUGUUUAUUAUACAAAAUCCCGUAAAAGCGUAA
Messenger RNA from Pieris macdunnoughi, 435 nucleotides. The record is from the annotation of a GenBank genome assembly. Lineage: Eukaryota; Metazoa; Arthropoda; Insecta; Lepidoptera; Pieridae.